This is a messenger RNA of Patiria miniata (bat star), 2623 nucleotides long. RefSeq names its product calcyphosin-like protein (gene capsl). The record is from RefSeq and is a predicted model, not a curated record. Bases 1 to 630 code for a protein of 209 amino acids. Gene Ontology annotation, molecular function: calcium ion binding. NCBI's taxonomy places the organism in Eukaryota, Metazoa, Echinodermata, Asteroidea, Valvatida, Asterinidae. The transcript is spliced from 5 exons.
AUGGCGGGCACGGCAAGACACGACCACGAGAUGAAAAUGAACGCUCGGAAGAAAUUGCAGACCACAAAAGACCCAAUUGAGAAACUGAGGUUGAGGUGUUUGGAACGAGGAUCUGCUGGUAUCAAGGGAAUCGGCCGCGUCUUCAGAAUUAUGGACGAUGACGGUAAUCGGACGCUGGACUACGGUGAGUUCAAGAAGGGCAUCCACGACUAUGGGUUUAGUUUUGAUGACAAGGCCAUCAAGGAAAUGUUUGCCGCAUUCGACAGGGACGGAAGUGGAAAGAUCGACUUUGAUGAAUUCCUGUUAUCACUAAGGCCGAAGAUGUCCAACACGAGGAUAGACAUUAUCUGCGAGGCCUUCAAGAAAAUGGACAAAACCGGCGACGGGGUGAUAACCAUCGAGGACAUGAAGGGCGUGUACAACGUCAAGAAGCACCCCAAGUACCUCAACGGGGAGAAAACAGAGGACGAACUCUUCAGGAUGUUUCUGGAUACCUUUGAGCCGGACAAAUCAAAAGCCGAUGGCAAGAUCACACGAGAGGAGUUUCAGAACUAUUACGCCGGUGUCAGUGCAUCGAUUGACCAAGACAGCUACUUCAUAUUAAUGAUGAAAAACGCUUAUAAGAUUUAGAUGAAAUUCAGAAUGACAGCAUCAGUACUUAAAACAGUUACGCAUGACCGCUCCAACCCCGUUGGCUACAGCCUCCCAACAAGUUGAGAAUAUUUUGUUGCAAAGUUUGCCGGAAAUGCUUGUACUGUGAGACUUAUUUAUUCACCGUUUGUGCCAAGUCGUUGAACUAGACAAUUACAAGCUAUCGACUGAGUAGUCAUCAAGGUACGUGUUUACUGUACACAAACAGCACGCAGUAAUGGAGACAAUAUUAUGUACACAAAAUUCACAGUUAUCAACAACGUGAAAAGAAAAACUAUCGUCAGUGACUUUGAUCCUAACUCCUUUUGGUUUUAUGCAUUGAACUUGCCUAAAUCGGAAGAUCUUCACAUCAGAUCCUCACUUCACAGAAUUCCAGUGUUAAGCAUCAGCAGGCUUGACUCUAAAAAGCUUGACCAAUCAAAAUCAGGCAAAACUCAGCCGUUCGAUUUUGGCGGUAAUCUGAAAAUUUGCGAACGAGAACUAACAUUCCAAAUUUUUUAACGUAAUUUUUAAAAAAUUCACAAAACUUUUUAAAGUUUGUUAGGGAUUUGAAGCCACCUCUCUUUGUUUAUUGAUUUGUAGAGAUGUGAGAUUUGAAAGGCUACUGACGAUGGCUGAUUUUGUUUUAAAUGUAGAAAUUUGCUGUAAAAUUACGAUUGUUUUUUAUAGAUUUUUUUUUUUUUUUUUAAUUGAAUUCCGAAUAAAAUUUUUUUUUACUCAACACCUUGAUUUUUAAAAUUAAUUGAAUAGAGCUUGGGUUAUUUGAAAUGUUUUUAAAACUCAGUAUUUUUGUGUGAAAUUUUAAUCAUGGAAAGGUAAAGUGUACUUAAUGUAUGUUUGAAAUGUAUUUGAUCGUGCUUCAGUUUGUUUUAAAUUGUACUUAAUAUAUCACCUGCCCAAAUUGAAAAAAAACAAACUGAGGAAGUUCUUCAAAUUAUGAGCCAUUGUUUAUGCUUUAUAAAACAUUGAAUAUCCAAAAGGAUUCGGCUAAACAACAAUAUGUUUUGGGGACUUAUAAACAAAUAGUCUUAACAUGCUGCUGCAGUUAUAUGUGUAUUUUUUAUCCUAACUAUGAAUUCAAAAAACAAAAUCAAAUUGAAAACCUUGAGAACUGUUUUAAAUCCAGGAGCAAAAAUAUGUGUAAGUAAGUUUUGAUGCUGUUCUGAUCAUGUUUUGUGUAAUUUGUAUUCUGUGCGUUGUAAAUAUUCAUUAAUGGUAUACUGAAUAUUCAUAUUAUUAGCUUUUGCUCUUUGACACAUUGACCAAUUGCUUGAGGUUAAUUGCCUUCGCAUAGUGCUUAGCUCCAGGCAUUUCUUAAACUAUUUUCCAAAGCAGUUUUAAAAGAAUCCUCAGUAGAAAAAAAAUAAAAUAAAAACAGCAUUCUCUGCAAGCGAGUUGCGUUAAAUUGGGCAACAGUUAUUGGCAAAAUCGAAUGUUUAAAGGGCGAAAAUGCAAUCUGGCAUCAUACAUAUUCUUGACCUAGCUUAAUCUGAUUGGCCAUGUCGUGAUGAUGCAUGCUGGGAUACUUUUUAUUUUUUAGCUCUCGGCCUGUUCUGAAUUUCCCACAAAAAAGUGGCAUGGUAGUACACAUCCUGUGUACGGCAAACCUAGUGUUGAUCAUGUAUUCAAUGGGGAUGCUAUUUUUGUAAAGCUAAAUUAAUUAUUAUGUAAAUAUCCCUCAGAAUCAAGAUGGAAACAUCAUUUUAACAUACCUUGUGUGUUUUUUUGUCCCAGUUUUUAUGUAUUCGAGUUGCGUUCCAAUACAUUUUACAUUCGAUUUGUAUCCGUGUAAAUUUUAAUGUAAUUCAAAAUUUGAUGCCAGAAAUAAAUCUUCAGACUCGAUUUCCAGUAUCUUUUCCUUUUUUGUGGGAGACAAAUUUAAUAAAAGAGUAAAGGUUAAGGGAGUGAACGAAAAUCAAAUCUUGUUGCUAUUCCUGUCUUUACUUUAGAAAUAAAAAAAAAAUAAUCUGAA